Messenger RNA from Eublepharis macularius, 2155 nucleotides. It is a transcript of the gene CDC25C, whose product is annotated as cell division cycle 25C. Gene Ontology annotation, molecular function: protein tyrosine phosphatase activity. Lineage: Eukaryota; Metazoa; Chordata; Lepidosauria; Squamata; Eublepharidae. Bases 188 to 1738 code for a protein of 516 amino acids. Gene Ontology annotation, cellular component: nucleus; cytoplasm. The transcript is spliced from 15 exons. Gene Ontology annotation, biological process: protein dephosphorylation; G2/M transition of mitotic cell cycle; positive regulation of G2/MI transition of meiotic cell cycle. The record is from RefSeq and is a predicted model, not a curated record.
GGUGGCGCUUGAGCGAGCGGGACGGUUCCCUUGCUGAGAGGUCGCAACAGUUUCGCGCUGUAAAUUCCGUCUGUUCUUACAAUAUAGGGGGAAUAGCCGCAGGAACGGGGACCGUGUGAGUUGCAUUAUUGCCUAGCCUUAUUUUCCUCCGCGGACUGCUAGUAGGUGGACCAUACCGCAUGCCCUCAUGACUACGAAUUUUUCCCCCGUGGAGACGGAUGCCCCUCGUUCGCGUUUCCAGUUCCGAUCCGGUUGCAAGCUGUUGCUUAAUUUGUUCCGGGAUACGGAGAUCUCCCUACCCUUCACUCCAGAACCGCCUCUUACUCCAGGCUUGACUCAAGGUUACAGAGACAUUAGCACGUUAGCAGGGGGUACACCAAGACGCCGGCUAGAUCUAUCCAGCUUCAGUAACAUGGAAGAGGAAACUGCCUUCAAUUUCAGCAAGUCUCCAGGAACAUUGGAAGCUGGUCAGAAGGACUCAGCAGAACCCCAGGAUAAUCUAGACUCAAGGAGACAGUGUGCACAAUUGCUCCAGGCUGAGAUCCUGUGCAGCACGCCAGGUACUCCAGGUUGCAUCCACCGAGUUAAUUGGGAGAUCAACAGCCCUUCUAUGAACAAGGAGAAUGAGGGCCGCUUUUUUAAGUACCCAAGGUGGCAAAUGCCCAGGUCUUUGCUGUUCCAGAAGAGACCACUAGACCCACAGCUGACUCGCUGUGCUGCAAUGCUGGAAAGGGCGAAUCCAGAAGAGUAUGAGAUGAAGGAUCUGGGCAGCCCAAUUGCUGUAGUGGGAACCCAAAAAAUGAUGGAAGCCUUGGAUGGGUGUCCAGAGCUCUGCCUUGAAGAGCUGGAAGAGACUGAGAAACCACUUGUUGGCCACCUCUCCAGCAUCCUGCCUUCUGGACCCCUUCUUUCUCAGGAUGUCAAUGUCAGUGAGGUCUCCAUGAACAAGAACCGUCUCUUCCGAUCACCAUCACUGCCAGAGAAACUGAAUGGACCUGUGCUGAGGCAGACAGUCAAGAGCCAUGGUGAUGAAAAUCUCACGAAAGCAAAACGAAAACGCAGCCCAAAUCAAGAACAGCCAGAUUGGGUUGUGCCUUUGAAGAAAACAGCCUCUUUUUCUGAUAUGGAGAUUGUCAGAGCACUUGAUCAGGACUUCGGUCACAGGCAGCUAAUUGGAGAUUUCUCAAAUGUGUAUGCACUGCCAACAGUAACAGGAAGACACCAGGACCUGAGAUACAUCACCUCGCAGACUAUGGCUGCUCUGCUCCAUGAUCAGUUCCAGAGCCUUAUAGAGAAAUUCUGCAUCAUUGACUGUCGCUACCCAUAUGAGUAUCAUGGAGGGCACAUCAAGGGAGCUCUAAAUAUCCACAGGCAAGAUGAUCUUUUUGAGCUUUUACUGAGGAAGCCCCUUCUCCCAUCAACACCACAGAAGCGUCUUAUACUUGUGUUCCACUGUGAAUUUUCCUCUGAGAGAGGCCCCAAGAUGUGUCGUUAUUUGAGGGAAGAAGACCGAGCCAUGAAUGAGUAUCCUGCACUGCACUACCCAGAACUGUAUGUCCUUCAGGGAGGCUACAAGGACUUUUUUCUAGAGUACAAGGAGCUGUGUGAACCUCAGAACUACUGCCCUAUGCACCAUCAGGACUUCAAGGCAGAGAUGCUCAAGUUCCGUGUCAAAAGUAAGACAUGGGCAGGAGAACAGAAGAGAAGGGAUCAAAUUGCUCAUCUCAUGAAGCUGUGAGGUCAGAAGCAAUAACCAGGAGGGAUCCACCUGUAAAGGGGAGGCAAAGCCUUAGGUCUCUGUAACUGAUUCUGUACAGAGGCUAGGAAGGUGAGCAUGCCCAGGACCAAGUGGAUCUGGCCAUUAUGAUAAUAUGGAGAGCUCAGAAAUGGGGUACAUUGAUCCCACAAGCUUUGUUUGGAUAACAUUAUACCUGAAUGUGAAGUAUUGUAAUGGACGAUCCAGUAGAGUUGAUAACACUGUGAAAAAACAGUGUUUAGUUCACAGAGGAUGGCCAGCAUCCAGACUUUCCCCUGAGAUGCUUUCCAAUGUUAGCUGGCCAGAGUGUUGUGUAAGCCAGGUUCAAAGCCUAGCUGUCCGUGGGAGCCAAUAUUUAAUGUUGUGAUAGGGGUUUUUCACUUAAGUGUCUGUUUUUAA